Messenger RNA from Myotis lucifugus (little brown bat), 765 nucleotides. It is a transcript of the gene TNNC1, whose product is annotated as troponin C1, slow skeletal and cardiac type. Lineage: Eukaryota; Metazoa; Chordata; Mammalia; Chiroptera; Vespertilionidae. Gene Ontology annotation, molecular function: calcium ion binding; enzyme regulator activity. Gene Ontology annotation, cellular component: myosin II complex. The record is from RefSeq and is a predicted model, not a curated record. Bases 103 to 588 code for a protein of 161 amino acids. The transcript is spliced from 6 exons.
GCUCCCUGCAGGGGUGGGCUGGGCCCGGAAUGCCGCGGGGCAGGGCUAUUUAAGCUCGGGGCCUCCUGGCAACCCCAGCAGCCUGCCCUCUGAGCCGACAGCAUGGAUGACAUCUACAAGGCUGCGGUAGAGCAGCUGACAGAAGAGCAGAAAAAUGAGUUCAAAGCAGCCUUUGACAUCUUCGUGCUGGGCGCUGAGGACGGCUGCAUCAGCACCAAGGAACUGGGCAAGGUGAUGAGGAUGCUGGGCCAGAACCCCACCCCCGAGGAGCUGCAGGAGAUGAUUGAUGAGGUGGACGAGGAUGGAAGUGGCACAGUAGACUUCGAGGAGUUUCUGGUCAUGAUGGUUCGGUGCAUGAAGGAUGACAGUAAAGGGAAGUCUGAGGAGGAGCUAUCUGAUCUCUUUCGCAUGUUUGACAAAAACGCUGAUGGCUACAUUGACCUGGACGAGCUGAAGGUGAUGCUUCAGGCUACUGGCGAGACCAUCACAGAGGACGAUAUUGAGGAGCUCAUGAAGGACGGCGACAAGAACAACGAUGGCCGCAUCGACUAUGAUGAAUUCCUGGAGUUCAUGAAGGGAGUGGAGUAGAUGCCGACCUUCGCCCAGAGCUGCAGCACCACCUUUCAACUCCCGCUGGGCCCUGGGGUGGAGCAGGGGGCCGGGGUCCCCAGGAUGUGAUCCUGGCCGUGUCCUUGACUGAGGGCCCUCCCUGGCUCCCGCCCCAGCCCUGUCCUAGGGAAUACAAAUAAAACCCUGCUCCCUGGA